AUGCGAAGAUGGGACUCGAACAGCAAUCCGACUACUAUGUACUAUGCAGCGGAGCGCACGUCGGACAACGGUGACCGUCUGGUCGAGUUGUGCGAACAGACGGGCCUCAUCAUCGCUUCCACGUUUAAGAGGAAUCAUCGACGCCAUCAGCUCACGUGGCAGGGGUCAACCCUUUUAACGCCUAAAGAGCAGCGCAAGCGGAAGAUGAGGACUCUUAAACUUCAGCUCGACUACGUUCUGGCGAGGAAAAUUCCUCACUUCAAGAUACGAUUCAACAAGAGAAACCGAGGAGUUCCUCUUCAACCGAAAAUCGACAUAGCAGGUCUGAAAGACGAUGAAUGCAGAAGAAAAUUCCGCCAACGUGUGUCUAUUCAUGUUGGAGUACGGACCAGGAAGAAGCUUAGCGAUGCGGAUUCCUUCACAAAGUGCAUCCAGGACGCUGCAAGGGAAACGCUCCCGGUUUUAUUGCCCCGGAAGAAGUUUGCCUUUGCAUCUGCGGAAACAAAAUCCACAUACAAUUCUGUAUGUGUCGCGCGCAGCGCUGGUGACUUCAACCAGGAAAAGCGUCUUAGAAGGAAGCUGCGUCGUCAAGUGCAACAAGACCGCGAUAACGAGUGGACGUCAAGAGCGAUGGAGUUUGAGAAGGCGUGGGAGGACAGGAACCCGCGGAAAGCCUAUGCUCUACUAAAACAGUAUAGCGGCAAAAUGAAAAGAUGUUCCCUUGUCCUCAACACUGCCAAUGGACCGAUAUAUGCGGUUAACGAGGAGCCACCGACCGUGUCGGAGGUCCUGCGCAUUAUCCUGGACCGACUCAUUAAACAUCGCGAAGAAACAACGCGCGACGAGCAAGCUGGCUUUCGUCCUGGCCGAUCUACGAUUGACCAGGCGUUCAUCGUCAGGAGAGUGAUCGAGAUCUGGCAGCAGUAUUCGAAGCCAAUGCAACUAGCGUUUCUGGACUUUGAAGCCGCGUUCGACUCUCCUCACCGAGGCCGUCUUCUCAACGCGCUGAGCGCCGAUGGAGUACCAAGAAAGUUCGUUCGCUUGCUAGAUGACAUGAAUCAACAAACAACUGCUGCAGUUCGAACACCAGCCGGAUGUACAACACCGUUUGAAGUUGUAACUGAAGUAAGACAAAGGGCAGUGGCAGGACCUUUCCUGUUCAAUUUCGCAAUCGACGACAUUAUGCGAAGAACAGUCGACCAGUGUCCUGCCGACAUUGUCUUAGCACCAUCUGGGUGCACCUUGACUGACGUCGAGUACGCCGACGAUGUUGUUAUGUUAUAUUCGCGGAAAGCAGUACGAAACUUCAACAUGUUGUCAAUCUUGUAUCGAAGCUGGCUGCAGCCUAUGGACUACGCCUACGCCCUGAUAAAUGCAAGCAGAUGUGGAUCUCUUCGAGACCACGAACGGGAAUCAGGGUGGACGGACAACCGAUAG
Necator americanus (New World hookworm) is the source of this 1437-nucleotide messenger RNA. RefSeq lists its product as uncharacterized. The record is from RefSeq and is a predicted model, not a curated record. Lineage: Eukaryota; Metazoa; Nematoda; Chromadorea; Rhabditida; Ancylostomatidae. The transcript is spliced from 4 exons. The coding region runs from base 1 to 1437 and encodes 478 amino acids.